Helianthus annuus (common sunflower) is the source of this 1648-nucleotide messenger RNA. RefSeq names its product protein ALP1-like. The transcript has 3 exons. The record is from RefSeq and is a predicted model, not a curated record. Bases 34 to 1401 code for a protein of 455 amino acids. NCBI's taxonomy places the organism in Eukaryota, Viridiplantae, Streptophyta, Magnoliopsida, Asterales, Asteraceae.
UUGCUUGCUUACUUUCAUUUCCUCUAGAUCACCAUGGCCGGCGCCGGAGGAACCAAAAACCCAACGGCAACAAAGUCAUCAUCAACCACCACCAAACCCCACCACAACCCACCACCCAUCACCCCCUCCACCCGCCGUCAAACCCUCCUCCACCUCAUCUCCCUCGCCGCCUCCGCCACCGCCGCCGCCCACUCCUUCCUCACCACCCACGACCUCACUCUCCACCCUUCCCAAACCCUCACCUUAGAAUCCAACAUCUCCACCGUCUCUCUCUCCAUCUCUCACCUCCUCUCUCUCAUCCACCACCCCAUCGCCUUCGCCGUCCCCAAACCACCCCCUCCUCCUCCCUCCUGGUUCCACCGCCUCCUCACUUCCCAAAAUUCCUCAACUUCCGAUUACUUAUUCAUCGAAUCUUUUCGCAUGUCAAGACAAUCUUUUUCCUACAUUGUUCCUCUCUUAACCCCUAAUUUAUCAUCCCUCCCAAUUGAUCCCAAUUAUGCUGUGGGUGUUACCCUGUUUCGGCUUGCGCAUUCCGCGAGUUUCAACGCGGUCGGUAGGCGAUUCGACAUCGAUUCGCCUACCGCUUGUCGGGUUUUUUAUACCGUGUGUAAAGCUGUGAUUGAUAAGUUGGGUCAUUUGUUUGAAUUAAGGUCUGAUUUGAAUAGAAUUGUGUUGGGGUUUGGGUGGAUUUCGUUGCCGAAUUGUUGUGGGGUGUUGGGUGUUGAGAGGUUUGGGGUUAAAGGGAAUUUGUUUGGGGAAAAUGGGUCUGUUAUGGUUCAGGCUUUGGUGGAUUCUGAAGGGAGGUUUUUGGAUGUUUCGGCUGGGUGGCCGAGUACGAUGAAGCCGGAACUCGUUUUACGACAGUCGGAGUUGUUUUCCGCUGUUGAGGAAUCCCGGGAGUUGUUAACGGGCCCGUCGUAUGAACUUAACGACGGGAGUUCCAUCCCGCAGUAUAUUUUGGGUGAAUCUUGUUUUCCGCUUUUGUCGUGGUUGAUUACACCGUUUAGGAAGUCGGGUAGUGAUGAUGACGUCGAGGAUGAUGACGAGGAUGAUGGUGUUGAUGAUGGUUGUUUGAACUUGAGUUCUUCGAAACAAGCGUUUAAUUCGGUGCAUAAUCGUGGGAUGGAGUUGGUUGAUACUGCGUUUGGGAGGCUGCGAGCGAGGUGGGGGAUUUUGUCCAAGGAGUGGAAGGAGGAGUCGAUUGAGUCGUUUCCUUACGUUGUGGUUACGUGUUGUUUGCUUCAUAAUUUUCUUAUUAAGUCUGGCGAGGAGUUUCCUGAUGAAGAUUCGGAGUAUACGAGGAAUCAUGGUCUUUCGGAUUAUGAAGGAGAAGGAGAUGAGACAGGGGAGAGGAUCAGAAGUGCGAUCGCUUCACAUUUAAGUCGGUGGGAAGAUUGUUGACUUAUAUCAGAACAAAGAAGAAACUCUCGAAACUUGCUACUUGGAACAAUUGCAGAUGAAACAUGAUCGUUUUGAAAGGCCUCAAAUUUUGUAGAUACCUUUUAAGGGUUUUCGAAUCUGGUAAGAAACGCUUGUAGGGUCGGUUGGUACAGAAGCAGAUGCUUUGCUAGAUAUCAAAUCUUGAAUCGAAAUUGGUAGUAUGAUCCUUUUAGAAGUUUAUUGAACCUUAUGAUGUGUCGUUUCGUCA